AUGGCUGCGCCCGACACCUCCAACUUGACCACGUCUUCUCAAGUCUUCGAGACCUACACGCUCCCCCAGAUCCGCGCGAUCCACAAGUCGCUCCAUGUCCAGAUCGACGAGAAGGCUGCGCGCCUGCGCACACAGGUCGGCAACAGCUACCGUGAGCUGCUGGGAACCGCCGAUACCAUUGUGCAGAUGCGCCAGGAUAUGAGCAAUGUGCAGCACUCGUUGGGGCGCAUGGGCGGUACGUGCGGACGCACUGUCGUAGAAGGCAAGGUGACUGGGCUGGGCAGGUUCCGCGGUCGCGAAGCUGUCGAGACGGAGAUGGGGGAGGUUGCUAGGGUGAAGCUGCUGGAAGCCUCUGCGUUGGCUGUGGCACGGCUGUUGAGAGGCGGCAAGGAGGGCAGAGGCGAGAGACUGGUCCUUGCGGCCAAGGUCCUCGUCUUGAUCCGUCUCUUGAUCGCGAGCUUUGGCACAUUGACCACAGUGGAUCACAGCCUUCGGGUCUCAAUUGAGGCCGCAAAGAAGACGCAGCGAGCUUUGAAGAGCAGACUGCUGCGAGGCAUUGGGAAGAUCCUUGACAACAUCAGUAGCGAGGUCCAGCAAAGCGACAUCUUGAAGGCACUAUGCGCCUAUAGUCUGACAGAGAAUUAUGGGGCAAAAGACGUGCUGCAGCACUUCCUGCGUGUCAGAGCAGAGGCAAUGGUGCUCGAGUUCGAUAUCGAGGAGCACGAGAGGGACAGGGGUACGGCAAAUGUCCUGCGAGGCCUGGAUCUGUAUACACGAACUCUCUUGGACGUCCAAGCAUUGGUCCCAUCGAAGCUUGCCGACGCUCUUGCCAGCCUCAAGAAGAUCCCAUUGCUGACCGACGAGUCACUAAGGACACUCGAAGGUCUGCGCCUGGACGUCUACGAAAAGUGGUGUGGAGAAGAUAUCCAAUAUUUCACCCCUUUCAUACGCCAUGACGACCUGGAUGGCAAGCAAGCCAAGUCAAUGCUCACGAAUUGGGCCAAGAAAGGAGGCGAGACUCUUCUCGAAGGACUCACCAAGACGCUCGGCCACGUGACUGAGUUCAAGGCGAUUGUGGAUUUGCGGACAAGCGUGUUGCAACACUGGAUAAGGGAUGGCGGAAAGGCAAGAGGCUUUGAUCCGUCGGUCAUGCUCGAUGGUCUGAGAAGUUCCAUCAACACACGAUUGCUCGACGUGAUAGAUACCAAAGUCUCCAAACUCCGCCUUGUCGGUUCCGAGGUCGCAGCUACCCUUGGCACAUGGCAAUCUGCAACAUCCGGUGUAUACCAAAGCCUAUGGGAUGAGCAGAUGCUAGAAAUGGAUGUAGCAAGUGGUGCACCGCAAGUCACUCACGAAGUUCUAUCCCGUCUAUAUGGCAAGAAUGACGUAGUGUCUCGGGCGGUCACAAGCUACGAAUCCUGGUAUCAUCUCAUUGACGAUGUUGGAGAAGUCGUCGAGCAGCUGCGACGUCAAAGAUGGGACAACGAUGUGGAAGAAAUCGAGGACGAGGAGACGAUUGAGGCUCGUCAAGAGCUUCUCAGCAAAAACGACCCAAAGGCAAUCGAGAUUCAACUGAACAAGGCUCUAUCUAAAGCUUACCAAAGCCUGGACGAACAAGUCAGCGAGGUCUGGGCCCAGCACAAGGAGGGUGCUAAUAAUGGCGAAAUCGCCAUGUAUCUGCUGAGAGUCGUGAGAAGCAUUCGCGGCCAGUUGCCAAAACUUGAGACCGUCAAGGCGUUUGGCCUGAACAGUGUCUCCUCUCUACACGAGUCAAUAGUGGCACAUGUUGUGGCGGCUCCUCUUGAGCAGUUCACUAGCAGCGCCCUGACCAAGGCAAAAGUCACUGGCCGAGGACUUUGGGAAGGCGAACCUGCUCUGCCCUCCCAACCAUCACCCGGUUCCUUCAGGCUGCUGCGCAAUCUAGUCACAUCCAUGAGCGACGCAGGUUUAGAUCUAUGGAGCCCGGCGGCUGUUGCUUUGCUAAAGCAAACGUUUGGUGCUCGGCUGAGUGACGCGUGGCGAAGCAAGCUGGAGGCAACAGCAAAGCCUCAAGAUGUUAACACUUCGUCAGACGGGGCGGGCGACGACGAUGAGGACCGUGCAGAACAGAAGGCUGAAGAAGAAGUCAAACAAAACUCUACGGAGUCUGAUGGAAACAAGGAUCUCCUAGUACAGUGGCUGUACGAUAUCUACCUACUCCAAGUCUAUCUAGGCACUCCCCAGGACGCUAAUGAGAGUUGCGCAAAGUUGGCUGAGGAGGUCUUUGAAAAGACCGGCCUCCAGAAGGGAGCCAAAGAGCGCAUGAUCAAGACAUCACAGGACUACUGGAAGAGAACAAGCCUCCUGUUUGGACUUCUUGCAUGA
This is a messenger RNA of Neoarthrinium moseri, 2364 nucleotides long. RefSeq lists its product as uncharacterized. The transcript has a single exon. NCBI's taxonomy places the organism in Eukaryota, Fungi, Ascomycota, Sordariomycetes, Amphisphaeriales, Apiosporaceae. Bases 1 to 2364 code for a protein of 787 amino acids. The record is from RefSeq and is a predicted model, not a curated record. Gene Ontology annotation, cellular component: COG complex; Golgi apparatus. Gene Ontology annotation, biological process: intra-Golgi vesicle-mediated transport.